This is a messenger RNA of Penicillium lagena, 1839 nucleotides long. Its product is annotated as exonuclease V. The coding region runs from base 1 to 1839 and encodes 612 amino acids. Gene Ontology annotation, cellular component: nucleus; mitochondrion. NCBI's taxonomy places the organism in Eukaryota, Fungi, Ascomycota, Eurotiomycetes, Eurotiales, Aspergillaceae. The transcript is spliced from 2 exons. The record is from RefSeq and is a predicted model, not a curated record. Gene Ontology annotation, biological process: interstrand cross-link repair. Gene Ontology annotation, molecular function: single-stranded DNA 5'-3' DNA exonuclease activity.
AUGUCCUGCUCACCAGCAUCCCUCAUCCCUGACAAAUCCGACUCCAGUGACUACGGCUCUGAUUUCGCCCCGGAUGAAGAGCAGAUCCUGAGCGAGCUGCUCGCCCAAGCCGUCGCGGAAAGCGCGUCCGCCGUCGACGCCACCGCGUCGUCCACACAUCCCCCAGUAACCGAGAACGCGACGAACCCAGCGGCAGCAGCGGAGCUAAUUGAUCUCAACUCUUUGAACCCGGCUGCGGUCGCAGAUAUUGAAGAUGGCUUGGAGAGCCCGCCAGGUGUCCGACUGCCUAAGGUGCUGGGCCGGGAGAGGAAGCCCUGUUCUCCGCGGCGGCAGUCAAACCAGCCUUUCCAAUCCAGUCAGGCAAGUCAGGGCUCAAACAACAGUAACAGCCCGUUUGGUAAGACUGUCGAGCACCCCAGUUCCACUGAGGGCACAGAGAUAGAGCGAGAGCGCAACGCGGUCCGCGAGCGUGAAUGGACGCGAGAUCCAGAGGCUGCAGCGCUUGAUCCUCGGACCCCCGUCGAGCGCUUUCGACGCCCGCCGAAUAAGGCGUUUUCCGUGACGGAUCUGGUGUCGCCCGCCUGGUGCGAGUUGCAAUACUGGUACACACUGACAAAACAUGGGAGGAAGAAGAGAACGCCGGCUAUGAAGAUGGGGAGUGUCGUGCACAAGACGCUGGAAGAUGAGAUCUAUACCACUGUCCCUGUGGAGAUCACCACGAAGGAAGAUGCUUGGGCACUCCGGAUAUGGAAUGUGAUACAGGGCCUGCGCAUGUUGCGUGAGUUUGGCAUUACGCGUGAAAUGGAGGUCUGGGGGCUUGUGGAUGGGGAGGUGGUCAAUGGAGUCAUCGACCAAUUGUCCUACGAAUGCCCGGACCCCGAGCUCGAGGCCACGGCUUCCAGUUACUACGCGGAGACUGCUGCGUCGAAGGCGGCCUUGCCGGAAUAUCAGAUGUCCUUGUCAGACUUUCUCCUGUCUCCGGCUGGGCGUGGUCGACGACUCGAAGAUCUUGCCCGGCCAGAACCCCAACCUCAGAAGGAAGAAGUGCCUGCGGCCGUGUACGAUCUGCCGCGAGUGUAUAUGACGGACGUGAAGACGAAGGCCAGUCGGUCCAUCCCGACAAUCAAGAGCACCGGGUUUCGUCCCACUCUUCUCCAGCUCCAGCUCUACUACCACAUGCUCAACCGCAUGAUCACCAGUGACGACGUCACGAUUGAAAUGCUUGCACAACGCUAUAAUCUCGACCCCGAACGUCCCUUCUCUGAAUCCUUUCUCUUAGAAGUGGGCGGGCUGAAUGACGAAUUCUUCGAUACUCCUACGUCCCAGGUAUUUGAUCUUGAUGAUAAUAUCACUACACCGGACGACGCACGGAAAAUCUCUCACAGCUCACCUCCGUCCAGUAGCCACGACUCUACCAGCAUCCUCAUGGCUCACAACAACCUCUCUCGCAUCUGGGGGUUUAUGAAGGACCAAAUCCGACUCACGUUUCUUCCCCCACCCACAUCCUCAAUAUCACCAUCCAUCCCCUCACUUUCUCAACCGACCAUGCUGGAAGAAUACCCAACUCUCCUAUCACCGAUCCUUACUGCCCGAUACCUUUCAUCUGCUCCUACAGACGACCUGCAGCCUCAACACCUCGGAAGCCGCUCCUUCCUGUUUGAUCCCACGACCAUGACGUCCUACCUGACUGAUCAGAUGGAGUGGUGGCGUGGUGAGCGUGAUCCGCGCGGUGUCGAUGUCAUGGAGGCGUGGAAAUGCCGCAUCUGCGAGUUUCGCGAUGACUGCUCCUGGCGUCAAGAACGGGAGUGGGCCUAUGCAAGACGGAAUCGAGCGAACUAA